Messenger RNA from Plasmodium adleri (nom. inval.), 636 nucleotides. RefSeq names its product conserved Plasmodium protein, unknown function. The record is from RefSeq and is a predicted model, not a curated record. The transcript is spliced from 3 exons. Lineage: Eukaryota; Apicomplexa; Aconoidasida; Haemosporida; Plasmodiidae. Bases 1 to 636 code for a protein of 211 amino acids.
AUGAACAAUGUUUCACUUGUUCUAUUCAGUAUAUAUAUUUUUUCAUAUAUAUUUGUAAGAGGUUAUCAAGUUAUUUAUGUAGAUACUAUAGAUGACACAUCUACAAAUGAAUUGUUAGAAGAAGAUUUAUCAUGCUCAUGGAGAUAUUAUUGUUCUGAUUUUUUUCAUGUUUGUGAAAGAGGAUGUAGUUCAAAGAAGAGGUUGAAAAAGGGAUACAACCUAAUAAAUACGAGCUCAUUGAAAGGAAUUUGUUAUUUUAAUGUCGAAUGUGAUAAUUAUGACAUUUAUUUCGAUACUGAUAAUUCGUUAUAUUUUAUUUAUUUCUCAAAAUUAUUUUUUCAUAUUAGUUCGGAUUUUACACUAUAUAUGAAUCUUAUAAAAAAUGAUAAAAGGUCAAAAGAUGAUAAUUAUAUUAAUAAAGAAAAUAUUGAAAAAAAUUGUAACAAUACGAAUAAUUUGCACACGUAUGAACAAUAUAAAAAAAAGUCAUUCUAUGAAAAAAUAAGUUACUAUAAAAAAUUUAUAGCCAAAAAGUUUAAGAAAAAUUUAAUUAAGUUAUUAAUAUUCUUUUUAAUCAUAUAUAUGAUUUUUAUUUCUCUUUUUAUAUAUACAUAUAUGCGUCUAAAAAAUAUAUAA